Molecule: messenger RNA, 1014 nt
Organism: Ostrinia nubilalis (European corn borer)
Lineage: Eukaryota; Metazoa; Arthropoda; Insecta; Lepidoptera; Crambidae
Gene: Clc
Product: clathrin light chain
Exons: 6
Coding region: 78-710 (210 amino acids)
Biological process (GO): clathrin-dependent endocytosis; intracellular protein transport
Cellular component (GO): synaptic vesicle membrane; postsynaptic endocytic zone cytoplasmic component; clathrin coat of trans-Golgi network vesicle
Molecular function (GO): structural molecule activity; clathrin heavy chain binding
Source: RefSeq, a predicted model, not a curated record
AUCUUCUAGCUUUGUCUUUGGUUAAUUGAUUCGACUGACGUCCAAUUUAUAUUUUCUUACUCAAAAAAUAGUAAAAAAUGGACGAUUUUGGCGAUAAUUUCGUUCAGCCUGAAGUAGAUCCAGCGGCGGAAUUCCUGGCUCGUGAACAAAACCAGUUGGCAGGGCUCGAAGACGAACUAGAGACUAGUGCUCCGCCCCCCGUUCUCUCGUCGAACAACUCGAAUGGUUUAGUGGAAGAUUUUGUUGAGGUACCCAGUGCUGCCAGUUUCGAGGCUAAUGGUCUGUUGGACGAUGAACCAGCCACAGUAUCCGUGUUCAAACAAGAGAGAGAGGAGCCCGAGAAGAUAAGAAUAUGGAGGAAAGAGCAAAAGUUGCGUCUGGAAGAGAAAGAUGCUGAAGAGGAAAAGAAGAAAGAAGAAAUGCUGAAAGUAGCCAAAAAAGAGCUGGAAGAUUGGUACAAGACUCACAAUGAACAGAUAGCCAAAACCAAAGCUGCUAACAGGGAGUCUGCUAAGAACGCGGAGAAAGCAUUAGCUCGCGGCUCCGAGGGAGACGUUGAAGACGGUAACGAGUGGACCCGCGUGGCGGAUCUCUGCGACUUCGGCCCGAGGCGCGGUCGCGAUGUCGCCCGCCUGCGCUCCAUCGUGCUGCAGCUGAAGCAGUCUGGCGUGCGACCGAAGCACCCGCCACGCACCACUAAAGUGGCCUGAAUCACAACCUCCAGAACAUCAAAUUUAAUAAAUGCAGAUUAUUGAAAACACUUAUUCAGAUAAUUAUCUACUUAACAAUGAGAAACCAACAUCGCAAUAUAAAAAUAUAAUAUUAUUAUGGAGCAAUUGUUAAAGCUUGUGUAUCUAUCACUGGAAUGUCAUCCAAUUCUCAUGUAAACUGUUAUUUAUUAACUAUUAUAUUAUAAAAUGUUAAAUAAGUGCUACUAACUAUUUGUGCAAAACUAGUUAGAGGUGUAUUUUUUAUUUUGAUCAUAGUAUUAUAAUAAAUCAUUCCAAAACUUAA